Messenger RNA from Nerophis ophidion (straightnose pipefish), 1790 nucleotides. RefSeq names its product purinergic receptor P2Y13 (gene p2ry13). Gene Ontology annotation, molecular function: G protein-coupled purinergic nucleotide receptor activity. The record is from RefSeq and is a predicted model, not a curated record. The transcript has 5 exons. Gene Ontology annotation, cellular component: membrane. Gene Ontology annotation, biological process: negative regulation of adenylate cyclase activity; G protein-coupled receptor signaling pathway. Bases 334 to 1332 code for a protein of 332 amino acids. Lineage: Eukaryota; Metazoa; Chordata; Actinopteri; Syngnathiformes; Syngnathidae.
ACAGAAUGUGCUGUGGAAACUGAAGAUCCUACCAAAGAGGACGGACACUUCAUUUCCUGAUAUAUUGUCAAUACUCAUAUUUGUGGUUUAGUAAAUGUGGCUUAUGGUAAGUAUGACACCAAAUAUUUAUUACAUAAAACCCACAGAAGAGGUGGCCUUUCCAAUGACUGAGGAGGAAAAAAUCCCACCCCCCAAGAGACUGACACAACUUUCAAAAGAAGGGGAUGCAUCAUUAAGGAGAUCGUGCAGUGAGACAUUCUUCCAAAGGUAAAGCUACCCAGAAAAGGCGGACCUGGACACAGAAAGAGCCUUCCCGGGACAAAAACCCUGAAGAUGUACAGUUCGCUAGCUAAUGCCUCCAAGUGUGUUAGGGAUAACAACGUGACCUCAGUGGUGUUCCCCUACCUCUACAGCAUCAUCUUUGUAGUUGCACUGGCCCUCAACUCUGUAGCUGCUUGGAUCUUCUGCAACAUCCCAAACACCUCAACAUUUUUGGUCUUUUUAAAGAAUGUGGUGGCGGCUAACUUGUUGAUGACUUUAGCAAUGCCUCUGAAGAUUCUAACCGAUGCCGGUGUGGGACAGGGGCAACUGAAAGCCAUCUACUGCCGAUACUCUGCGGUCCUUUUCUACAUCACUAUGUACAUCAGCAUCAUCUUCCUGGGCCUCAUCAGCCUAGAUCGAUACAUGAAGAUAGUCCAACCUUUUGGAAAAGACUUCUUGCACCGGGUCAGGCUUGGUCAAGUGAUCAGCGCAGCUGUCUGGGUCACUAUCUGUUCUUUAGCACUCCCCAAUUCCAUUCUAAGUGACCAGCCAUUGCGCUACACUGGAGGAAUAAGGAAGUGUACCUCCAUGAAGGGUAAAGCGGGCCUGAAUUGGCAUGAGGGAUACAACUACUUCUGUCAGUUCAUCUUCUGGGGGACGCUGGCCAUGAUGGUGUACUGCUACACGUUCAUCAGCAAGAAGGUUUAUGAGUCCUACAAAGCAUCGAAAAGCAGCUCUCAAGCAGCCAGUCGCAGAACCAACGGGAAAGUCUUCGUGGUGGUGGUUGUGUUCUUCAUCAGCUUUGCUCCCUACCACUUUGUACGCGUACCCUACACUCUGACCCAGACCCGCAACAUGUUGACCUGCUGGGAGAAGAAUGCACUGUACAUCGCCAAAGAGACCACGCUGUGGAUGUCGGCUUUUAACGUGUGUCUGGUUCCGCUCAUUUACGUGUUCCUGUGUAAGGUUUUUAGGCGAAGACUCACAGCUGCAAUCAGCCGUCGGCAGAAGCAAUCCCACAUCGUCCCGUCCACGCAGCUGGAGAUGACAAACACCGGCACGUCUGUAUAACACUCUCAUCCAACACCGUUGAUAAAAGCUAAAACUAUCUGUUACCGUGUUAGGAAAUGCUUGGUAAAUAUAUCAUACUUGUAAGGUGAUGCUGAAGAAAGCUGUCCACUUCUGAUAAAACUGAAGUUUUGGCAGCAUCCUUAAGCUUGUGAUUAUAUCUCCUCUAAGGAUGCCGUUUCCUCUCACAAAUUGAGUCCACCCCUUUUUAUUUAGCAACCAUUUCAAUGGGGUAUUUGUAAAAGGGCUGUUUCAACUGCUGGGAAAACUGCUACUUUGGCAGUAUGGCCAGGGCAUUUACAAGCUUGGGAUUAUAUCUCCACUAUGGAUACCGUUUACUGUCACAAAAGUGAGUCCACUCCUUAUUAUUUAGCAACCAUUUCAAUGGGCAUUGAUGCACAUUAACAGUGUACAAAACGGGUUAUUUUCUGAAAUCAAUAAACCUGCUUCAGCAACUAAAA